GGAAGAAAGCUCAAGUGUCAACAAAAACUCGAUUAAUCACUGCUCUAUGUGCAAGUCAAGAUAACAGUAAUCCAUAUCAUAUACAUUUAUCACGUAGGUGCAAGCAUAUUGGCACGCAGUCAUUUAUAAUAUCUUGCCUUGGCAGAAUUUAAAAGUACAAUGUUUUUAUGCGGAACAUUCAUUAAAUGCUACACUUGCUAUUAGAGUAAGUUAGAGUAUAGGCAGUUGUCAAACACGUUUUGUUGUUUGUGUAAACUUUUAGGAGGCUAUAAUGAAAGCGUAAAGUUGCCAUGGGAACUGAGGGAAAGGUGAUCAAGUGCAAGGCAGCAGUUGCCUGGGAAGCCGGUAAGCCACUGUCCAUUGAGGAAGUGGAGGUUGCUCCACCCAAAGCCCAUGAAGUGCGCAUUAAGUUAGCAGCAUCUGGAGUAUGCCACUCAGAUUGGUCUUACCUGUAUGAAGCUGAUAAAAUGAGUCCCCGGCCUUUUCCUUUGGUCCUGGGACAUGAGGGGGCUGGAGUGGUGGAGAGUGUUGGACCAGGUGUGACAAAGGUGUCCAAAGGAGAUAAAGUUAUUCCUCUGUUCCUGCCACAGUGUGGACUAUGUGAGUGGUGCCUGAGCCCAAAGACAAACCUCUGCACUAAAAACUGGCAGAAUACUCAACAAGGUGUUCUUGCAGAUGGCACUAGCAGAAUCACAUGCAGAAAUCAACAGGUUCAUCAGUUUAUUGGUAUCAGCACCUUCUCUGAAUACACUGUUGUGCCAGAGGACAAUGUCACCAAGAUUCACCCAGACGCUCCACUGGACAAAGUUUGUCUGCUGGGCUGUGGGGUAUCUACUGGAUAUGGGGCAGCAGUGAACACGGGCAAAGUAGAAGCUGGUUCUACGUGUGCAGUGUUUGGUUUGGGAGCUGUCGGGCUGGCAGCUGUCAUGGGAUGCAGGGCCGCUGGUGCCACCCGGAUUAUUGGCAUUGACAUCAAACCGAAAAAGUUUGAGAUUGCAAAGACAUUUGGAGCAACUGAGUUUGUGAACCCUAAAGACCACAGUAAACCCAUUCAGGAGGUGCUGAGGGAGUUGACUAAUGGUGGUGUUGACUUCUCUCUUGAAUGUGUGGGGAAUGUGGCAGUUAUGAGGGCUGCUUUGGAAGCGUGCAGUCCUGCAGGGGGAAUUUGUGUGAUUGUGGGCUGGAUUGAGGUGGAGGAACUUACUCUGGCCCCGUUGGACAUCCUUCUUGGAAGAACUUUGAAAGGCACCUAUUUUGGAGGUUGGAAGAGUGUUGAGGCAGUGCCCAGGCUGGUGCAGGACUAUAUGAGCGGACGGCUUCUGCUGGACGAGUUUGUGACACAAACACUGACUUUAGAUCAAGUUAACCAGGCCUUUGAUCUAAUGGUCUGUGGGGAAAGUAUUCGUACAGUGAUCAAGAUGUGACGUGGAGAUGACGGCCCUUCUCCUUCAAACAAAAGAUGCUCACACUAUCAGUCCUUUCCAUUGGUCUCUUAUGUUCCGCAUCAACAUUUUAUACUAUACAGGUCAAUGUCAUCUUAUUGCAUAAAAAUCUGUGCACAAUAAAAUUGUUACAUUUGGUUUGGUUGUCAUCAACUGCAUAAAGAGACUGGGGAUACAUUAAAGAGUAAAAUAUACCUUUCAUUGUUGCUUGACUAAACAUUAAGAGUGCAGUUGUUUAUGCUCCACACAGUCACACAGCAAACCACACGGACUGCAGUGU
Molecule: messenger RNA, 1722 nt
Organism: Triplophysa rosa
Lineage: Eukaryota; Metazoa; Chordata; Actinopteri; Cypriniformes; Nemacheilidae
Product: alcohol dehydrogenase class-3-like
Exons: 9
Coding region: 291-1424 (377 amino acids)
Biological process (GO): formaldehyde catabolic process
Cellular component (GO): cytosol
Molecular function (GO): zinc ion binding; S-(hydroxymethyl)glutathione dehydrogenase [NAD(P)+] activity
Source: RefSeq, a predicted model, not a curated record